UCUCUGGAAAGGAGGGAGCGAGGCAGAGACACGCAGAGAGAGAGAGAGCGAGUGAGCAGGGAUCGAGAGGAGCAGGAGAGGAGGCUAUCGUCUGGCUCGCACUAAAAGGUCUGUGACCGGGUUUUUCCUGCGCUUGUUUGCCUAAUUUAUUCCUGCGGGGGCCAGCAGAAAGAAAGGCGGAGAGGAAGAAAAAAAAGGACAGACGGAAUAGUAAAGAGUGCAACAGAACACCGUGACUCGCUGACAGGGAAUGCAGAAAGGUUCUGGCCUCUGGUUGUUACUGCCGGAUGGACAAGCACCGACAAAACGAGAGAAGAGAGGAGCCUAUGACUGAGGAGAUUGUUGAACUCGGCUUUUGUUUUGGCUUGUUGUUUUUUCUGUGACAUCUGAGCCUCUGACACCACAAACUCUGGAGAGUUGGAGGAGCCACAAGAAAACGUCAUUUCACCGCAGACAACAGAAGAGCACGAAGUCCUUUCACCAACUCCGUUGCUGCAGAAACCACAUUUUCGAGGGCUAAAAAAAAAUGAGGGUAUUGUCUUUCUCACCACGCUUCUAAUUUGAAUAUCAAGAGGUGGGAUCAUUGUCUGCAUAUGGUUCAUUUCAGGGCACAGAUGUGUUUCUGAGCCAAACUACUAUUUGUGUAUAAAAGCUUAAGUUCGUUUACUCUCAGAAAACCAAAGACAAGGACAUAAUCCAAUUCCAAGACUUUUUUCUUUUUCGCAUAAAAUUUCCAAAGUAGAACAAGGUCUUAUUUCUUCCUUCUCAUCGCUAUCACUUCAAUUACAGCCUCGACAAGUCAAGAGUGCGUCUGGACUAGAACUGCCUCAGAUCGUCAGAUAGCACCUCUGCACGGCAGGAACUGGUUGGACUAGUUUAAAAGUUGGAAGAGAGGGCAGGGCAGUUUAACCCUGCCUGAAGGAGACCUGUGUUAUUUCACUCCUACUUGCUUGUCCUUUUGGGAGAAAGUCAUGCGCUGAGAGAGAGAGAGGCUGACCUUCUUUUUGUUUUUGGAGACCGACUCUUGUUUUCUCCCUCGCCCCUAUGCUUUUGGAUAGUUUUCUCAGACCUUGGGAGCCAUUGAUCGGAGGUCAGGGCAGAGAACAGAGGGGUGAAAGACAAGAGCGGAGCGAGCAAGGGGAUUAAAGAAGAGAGAGAGAGAAAACAGCACUGGGAAGGACCUCCAGGUCAGUCUCAGCAGACGGCGGAGGAGCGUGAGGUCAACACGGAGGAGCCGGGACAACUUUUCAUCACAUUUUGGACAAAACCUGCCGUGAAUUACAAACCUGGAGCCACGGUCUUCAAGUGUGGAAGCAAUUUUUAGACUUUGAGGGUAACUAAGAGCUGGGGGCACAGGGCGGGUCUGUGAAUGAUCCAUUCACAGGACUGCACGUCUCAGAAAAUAUGGCCAUGGUGAGCGGGGGAUGGGGCAACCCCAAUGGGGACACUAAUGGACUGGGGGAGAAGGCUUACCUGAAGAGGGAGGAAGAGGACGGAUCGCCCCAGGCCGGCAGCAGCGACGUGGACGUGGGGGACGAGGACAAGGCGUGCGUGGUGGACUGUGUGGUGUGUGGGGACAAGUCCAGUGGGAAGCACUACGGCGUGUUCACCUGCGAGGGCUGCAAGAGCUUCUUCAAGAGGAGCAUCAGGCGGAGCCUUAACUACUCCUGCAGGUCGAAUCGAGAAUGCCAGAUCGACCAGCAUCACCGGAACCAGUGCCAGUACUGUCGACUGAAGAAAUGUUUCCGAGUUGGGAUGCGAAAAGAAGCUGUCCAGCGAGGUCGUAUCCCUCCGUCUCACUCGGGGAUCAGCCCCAACACCAUGGCAGGUGGAGUCGGGGGUGCGGGGCCCGGUCACCUCGGGGCCGAGUAUUUCAACGGGCAGCCGGUUUCAGAUCUCAUCUCCCAGCUCCUCCGGGCGGAGCCGUAUCCCAGCAGCCGGUACGGGGGCCCCUACAGCCAGGCACAGAUGCAGACGUCUGCGAGUGGGGCGUCCGUCAUGGGCAUCGACAGCAUCUGUGAGCUGGCCGCCCGGCUCCUCUUCAGCACCAUCGAGUGGGCCAGAAACAUCCCAUACUUCCCAGAGCUGCCAGUUUCAGAGCAGGUGGCGCUGCUGAGGCUGAGCUGGAGCGAGCUCUUCAUCCUGAACGCGGCUCAGUCGGCUCUGCCCCUGCACAUGGCUCCUCUGUUGGCCGCUGCUGGUUUCCACUCGUCCCCCAUGUCUGCCGAGCGCGUGGUGUCCUUCAUGGACCAGGUCAGGGUUUUCCAGGACCAGGUGGACAAGCUGAACCGGCUGCAGGUGGACUCAGCUGAGUACAGCUGCCUCAAAGCCAUCGCACUGUUUUCUCCUGAUGCUUGUGGUCUGACAGACCCGGCCCAUGUGGAGUCCCUGCAGGAGAAGGCCCAGGUCGCCCUGACAGAGUAUGAAAGGAUGCAGUACCCCAACCAGCCUCAGAGAUUCGGCCGGUUACUGCUGCGUCUCCCUGCUCUGCGCGCCGUGCCGGCCAACCUCAUCUCUCAGCUCUUCUUCAUGCGUCUGGUGGGCAAGACGCCCAUCGAGACGCUGAUCCGAGACAUGCAGCUAUCAGGGAGCUCCAUCAGCUGGCCCUACGUCCCGGGACAGUAAACCCCCCGGUGGCACCAGAGUGAGAUGGACUGAGAUCAGAUGGGAAGUUCCCAGAGAUGACACACGAGUACAAAGUGAAUGUUAUGAACACAAACUAAGUGAUGAGUUGUUCCUCACUUAAGCCUUGUACAGUUUGGUGGUAGUCGCACCCGAAAACAAAAAUGUACAUUUGUUUGACGCACUUGACAGUUUUGUCCUCCGAUCUCUCUCGGUCUCACUCUGGAUAGAGGAAAAACAGGGCUUUAAAUAAAAUGCAGACUCUAACAUGAGGCCAUGUGCCUAUACUACCUCCUUCCACAUCACCUCAUAUGUGACUCAGUUUGAACCCGGGCCCGAGUGUUUUCCCUCUGCUUUGUCUUUGAGUCCAAAUGAAGCCAUAGCGGUGCCACUUUCCACAGACAUCGUUCAAGUUGUGUCAUGUUUGAUAUGUGGAUGAAAUAUCAGACGUUGUUACCAAAUGUAUUUGUGAAGACUGCAAAACGUCACCUUGCAAAGCGUUGAAACAAAGAAGAGGUUCUACUCUGUAAAGUACUGCCAGUGUGCCAGAUGGGAAAUGUUAAAGUAUCGUACCAGAAGCUUAAAAUGAUUGUAUCUUGAGGAAGAUGAUUGUACGCGACCAGGGUAGGGAUGGGACGCUCAUUACCAACGUUUGGAAGCUGUGUCGAGAUUCCGAGACUCUUCUCCGAAAUGUACUUUCCCCUCCUGCGGGAACAAACUGAGCCGAGCGCUAACGUUGUGGUCGCGAUUCACGUUCAUCAUCACGAGCACAAUUGGCUGGAAAGACAUCACGUGAGAAGAGAUGUGCAAACACAGACGUGAUCCAUGUUUUGCUAUCCAGCAGAAGUGUCAUCAAAAUAUCGUACAAAUACGAUCAUUAUCAUACAUCUGGCAACACUGAGUACUACCAGGAAAUAUUUUGUAUGGUAUAUAUUUAAAGGCAUAGCAAAGCAUUUUGUGGAUAACAUUUAGUUGCGUUCUUGCUGAGGGUCAGAUACAAAGACUGACGCCAACCUCAUGUCUGUACAGUAGCUAUCUAGCUGAUGCUAAUAACUUCCAGCAACUCUAAAGCUUGCUAGCUAACAUGUUAUAAACAAUUUUUUCCAAUUGCACAUAACCCUGCAUACACUAGUCUAGAUUUUACGCUUUUUGUUUUAGCAGCGAUGCCGGCGGAUAUUUUGUCUAUGACCAAAACGAGGCUAUAGCUGCUUCCCUGUCUUUCCAGUCUUUAUGCUAAGCUACGCUAAACAGCUGCUGGUUCCAUCCUCAUAUUGACUCUGAGGGUGGAAUCCAUCUUCUCAUCCUCAACAAGAAAGCAAACAACUUUAUUUUCCCAAAGUGCGGAACUAUGCCUUCGAUGUAGAACACGAUAACGUUGUUCCAGUAGAAAGAUAAGUGGAGGUGAAUAUGCUCAGACACACCCUGGCUCCCUCAGUCACAUCCCUGUCCAACAUUAUUACCUCAUGUUUUAUACAUCAAAGAUUGUAUCGUGAACUGUUCAUGUACUAAUAAUAUAAAGGGAUCAAAUUAUCAUUAUAGCAGAAACCACAGACAAUAAUAUUCAAAAAACCUGUCUGUCCUUCAGACUUCAGCCAAAAUAUGUUUUGAGUGUUUUAAAAAUGUAAAGUUUGAUGUAAGAGGACACGUGAAGUUUAUCGGAUCAUUUUACCGGGAGCGGCACUGAGUCAAAUUACUCUCACGCUUUUCUGUUGAGUCUCUGCAGAUGGGACAUUGUGUCUUUUGCCUUUAUAAGGGCAGAGGUACUUCAUUUUGUCACAUGUUUGAUUCCCCUUUUCAGAAGCGUGUCCUGGUGCACAGCGGUCACUAUCACAUCGUCUCUACGCUUAUGCAAGGUCCUUGCAUGUUGCGUGUCGAGGUUUAAAGAUUGCGUUGUUUGUUGGUACUGAGAUAAAAGGUACGUUCAUGGCUCGGUGUCACACGUGUUGGUCUUUCCACAAUAAUUGAGUGAAAGACAAUUUUGGCUUUUAAAGUUUUGUAUCACUUGUUCUUAUAUCAUUUAAAAAAAAGAAGGUAUCAAUGACCACGAUCCCUGAAGCCGCUCAUCGUGCUCUCCCUGAAUCACUCUGUGUUAUUUGUUGGAAUGUAAACUAGUGAUUUGACUGUUUAGCUUUGCAUUUAAAAGAAGUUUGUUUCUAUGACCAUGCCAAAACUUUUAAAAAAAAACUAAUGCAAAUGAUGUUCAUAUAGCUGACUGGUUAUUUUUGCAUUUCUGGAAAUAAAAGAAUGCACAUUC
This is a messenger RNA of Limanda limanda (common dab), 4876 nucleotides long. Its product is annotated as nuclear receptor subfamily 2 group F member 6-like. Gene Ontology annotation, biological process: anatomical structure development; negative regulation of transcription by RNA polymerase II; cell differentiation. Bases 1405 to 2625 code for a protein of 406 amino acids. The record is from RefSeq and is a predicted model, not a curated record. The transcript has 6 exons. Gene Ontology annotation, molecular function: RNA polymerase II cis-regulatory region sequence-specific DNA binding; nuclear receptor activity; zinc ion binding. Lineage: Eukaryota; Metazoa; Chordata; Actinopteri; Pleuronectiformes; Pleuronectidae.